AGCCUCACAUCAUACAUGCCUGGAGGCUCCUGCCACUGCGAUAAGCUAGAACAAAGACUGCCACAAUAGCACGAGGAAUCAAGGAGUGGCCACCAUAGCGCCUCUGGCCUUGACAUAUAUAUGCCGCACAGUGCUUCAAUCUACAUCUAUUCCAACAUCGUCGGUUUUUUCUCCAUCUCUCAUUCCCAACCUCGCGAGUAUGCCCUCCACGUCUGCAAAUCCUCUAGGGACACCAGAAUAUCAUCUUCAAUUCAUUCGUCGUGCUUACGCGAAGAACGCCAACCUGCUAAAUGAAUACGGACGUAGGAGGGCAAAGACUCAGCCGCCACCCGCAGAUAAAAACGUUAGCCCUGAUGUUCCAGUCGAUGUGGAGGUCACGCCGAGCUCUUCAAACGCGCUCCCUCUAAGCCACUAUAACGCGGGAAGGUACUCGCCUCAGCCAGUUGCCGCUGCCAUAUAUCAAACUCCAAAUGUUAGUAGCUGGUCGCCCCACAACAACCAUUCAGCCCAAGCCACUACGGGGUCCAGACCUAUUGGAUCGCCGAUUAUGACGCAUCCAACUGCUGUACCUGUGCACUUUACUACUGGCCAUACGCAGACGGUUAACAACGUGCACGUCGGUUCGUCGCCUUUGCCAGAAAAGCUGGAAUACUUGUGGAACAUAGUCGUUCCCUCUCCUUUUGUUCCACCAGAUCUGAAUGAUGAUAAAACACGUACAGUUGUUUCUCGUCUACUGAAGUUCGGUCGGGGCGAAGUUUCAACUGAGGAGGCUCAGCAGCUCGUCCAAGACAUCUCACUAGAGGACAUUCGAUCUGUCGGCUGGUCUAUCGCUUGCGAUGGCGUUAUAGGCGAAGAACAUAUGAGAGCCUCACUCCUGAUGUGGUCUGCGAGUAUCGGAAACAUGAAGAAUUUUCCACAUACAUUACGACAGGCGAACCAACUUGCUCACGAGAUCAGGAUGUCGGCUAUGGGCUUGUUCAGACAGAUAUGGAUGCACAAUGAGUACAACAAUGGUUCUGCGAAGAUUGAUGAGAAACGCCAGUAUAUGUCCGGUUCCAUGGGUUUACUCUACAAGUUCAAGUUCUUAACGCUUCAAGACAUCCGUCUCUGCAUUGAGUUACUUGCCAUGGACUUGACGUGCGAAGCUAAGGUGACCGCCUUAUUCCGCUUGAUCGUCUAUACGGACACCCUCAUCUGCGGAAGUUCAAACCAACAUUACAUGCGAGGCAUGAUACGCCAUAUUUCUGGCUUUAUGCAGCUGCAGUCUCAGUAUUGGUAUGAUCAAGACGCUCUCGGCAGGGUCACAAAGGUGGUGCAGAAUACGAUUGAUCUCGUCAAUAAAUGGCUCGAAGAACAGCAAGUGAUGGCUUAAUCGGAAAUGCUUCAUGGAGUUGGAACGUUUUUGAGCAAUACGUACAGAUGGGUUAUCAUAUACCGUUAUUUGAACGACGGCCAGACAGUAUUAUUGUUAUCUUAUAACCUUAGAUCAUUGCUACAAUGCUAUUGAACCAUGAUGG
Somion occarium is the source of this 1517-nucleotide messenger RNA. The record is from the annotation of a GenBank genome assembly. NCBI's taxonomy places the organism in Eukaryota, Fungi, Basidiomycota, Agaricomycetes, Polyporales, Cerrenaceae.